Drosophila simulans is the source of this 1371-nucleotide messenger RNA. RefSeq lists its product as uncharacterized. NCBI's taxonomy places the organism in Eukaryota, Metazoa, Arthropoda, Insecta, Diptera, Drosophilidae. The coding region runs from base 106 to 699 and encodes 197 amino acids. The record is from RefSeq and is a predicted model, not a curated record. The transcript is spliced from 2 exons.
UUUUGGCACCUCUAUUAAAAACUCAUCCCGAUACCGAUAAUAGCGGCAGAAGAAUUUUAGAAUUCCUUAAAUAUAUAUUGUUUAAUUUCUAAGCAUUUUCAAGGAAUGAGUUUAAGCGACUGCAACAAUAACUAUAUAUAUUUGACGGGCAGUGAGGAUUAUGCCCUUAAUUUGGCAAAGCUAUGCGAACGCUUUGCCACCAAAGAAAAGCGCGUCUUACUGAUCACCAGUCGCCAGCAGGGAAUGGCAAAGCGCUAUCCAUGGGAGGCCCAUAACUGCAGCAAAUACCUGACCAUUCUGCAACUGGUGGAUGUGGAGAGCACCCCGCUUCGCAUGCUGGAAAUGCAGGAUAGCGCCGAGUCCUUGUGCAGUCCCGAUUUGAUAGUCUUUGACCUGCAGUCGCUCGUUUUGGAUGCACUACUGCGUCCUGUGAUGCAGCAGUGCUCCACGGACAAAAUGGUCCGUCAAAUUGCCAAGUGCUCGGCAUCCUUUGUGAAUUACCGCGAAAUCCUGGCCAACCUGGCGGGACAGAAGGCGGGCAAGAGCAUCGACACCAUUGUGGUCAUGUCGCAGGAACCGUAUCCCAUGUCAGCAGCUCAGUUCAAGCUGCUAAUUGGACUCUAUUUCCACGGCAACGAGUGCCACACGAAUUUUGCCAAGCUCUCGGCCAAGAUAAUGGUCUCCCAGCGAUUCGCCUAGGCGGAGGACAGAAGAUUGGAGCCACUACAGUGCCUUGGUAACCAGUUCCUGAGUUUAAACAUAGCUGGCAGUAUUGUAGUUUUUCGCCGUAUGCUCUUGCUUUUCAAUCAACGUUUACCUUUCUGCAUUGUCAAAACAUGCAUUUUGUCAGGUUAGACGAAUAUUUUCCAAUCUCGAACGAAUUUCGAGUAAUCUCUAUAAGAAUUAUCAGCUAUUGAGACUGUAUUUCCAUUUAAUUGACUUGAAGCUAUUCAUAUUGCCUUCCCAAAAGGAUAUCCAAAUGGAGUUUGUUGUUAGGCUACAGAAUAUAUUCGAAUAUUUAAGAAAUUGAAUUUAUAAAAGGCAACGCACGCCAUAUUAUAUCAGAAUAUAAUACUAAGACAGUGCGUACCUUUGGCAAGAACUUAAGAAAUACUGUACGUUGAAAAUAUCUCCCUACAUGGCAUCCAUGCAUAAUGUUAUACGAAAGCGAAGCAAUCGAAUGCUCGAUCAAAUAUAAGACUUUAUUAUAGUAUACUAUUUAGUCUAAACGGGAUUAAAACUACCAAAAAAAAUUGCUGAUAAUUAAUUAUAAUAUACAUACAUAUAACAAUAAUAUUUAUUAUGCUAAACGGAAAUCUCAACUUAAGGGAAUUUGUAUGAAAUAAAAAAAAAUUUCGAAUGCAUAAGAUA